AUGAAAAAGAGGACGUUGGCUGAGGCAUUUCAAGCGUCCCUGACGGAGGAGGAUGGCGCUAGCGACACAGAGAGAGCGGUGAAGGCCGAUGCAGCUAUCGAGGAUAGUGAUGACUACAUGUCCGAAGCCAUGCUGGCCACGUUGGCCGCGCAAGAUGCUCCGCGUGCAUCGACGUACACAGAACGUCGCGCCAAGCUGCAAUGGGAGGCAACCGAACAACAACGCCUAGCGAUGGAGGAAGCGGACGUACGUCGUGCCAGUAAGGCACGGCGCGCCCUACCUGGCGAAUGGGAAGCACGACGGCGUGGCCUCGCUACGAGUGUAUGGGACCAAGCCGCCGCAGCGCCGGCUCUCGGCGCAGGAACCCAAGCAGCGAUAGCGAUGAUGGCCGCGAUGGGCUACCAGCCCGAUCAGAUCCCAGAUACGGCGCCAUCGUCCAAGCCUUUGUCGUUGGACCAGCGCUGGCUUUCUACCGAGGGCGGGACGCGACGACGAGGGUUGGGGCAUGCCGACGUAUCUGCCCGCAUAUCGUUGGCCUCACGAGCCUCGUCGCCGCCUAUCGAUCCCGAGGCGCAAGUGGAUGCAUUUCGGUCGCAUAAAGGACGAGAGCAUGCGGCCAAACAAACGGAGCUAUGGCUCGUCCAGGCUCGUAAAGUCUGUCGUGCGUUGGACGAGGCGCAAGGGUGGCAAUACAGUCCCUUGUGGCUGGAUCCAACGGCCUUCCCCCCCGCCCAUGCACUGUAUCAACCGAGCCUACUAACGGAAGCGUACGAGCGUGGCCAAGACGACGCUGUGGCUCUCCUAACCCUCGCGUUCCACGAGGCCCAGGAUAGCAAAGAGACAGGAUACCCACCCCUAGAGGAGCGACGUGUUGACGCGGAGCGUUUUUGCCGGCUCUCUCCAUCGGCCCGUCUGGACGUGACAUGUGCGUACCUGCGCGACGCGUAUGCAUACUGUCUGUACUGUGGCCACCAAUACGAGAGCCAGGACGACCUGGCUUCGCAAUGCCCAGGGCCGACGGACGAAGACCAUGCGUGA
Molecule: messenger RNA, 1038 nt
Organism: Malassezia pachydermatis
Lineage: Eukaryota; Fungi; Basidiomycota; Malasseziomycetes; Malasseziales; Malasseziaceae
Exons: 2
Coding region: 1-1038 (345 amino acids)
Cellular component (GO): kinetochore
Source: RefSeq, a predicted model, not a curated record